AACAUUUUUUCUUAUGUAAAUUCCUAUAUGGAUGAGAGACAAUUUGAUAAGGAAAGCAUGAAGGUGGUGGUGGAGAUUCUGACCGGAAACCUCCUUUACAUUCAAGUCGACGACGAUGCCAAAGUUAAUGACCUAAAACAAGAGAUCGAAGCUCGGGAAAAUUUGGCCAGCGAUCGUAUGAUCUUGGUUGUCGAUCAUAAAGACCGAAACCGGAUUAUAACAAAAGAAGAAGAUGGAGCUUCUCUAGUUGAUUUUGGAGUGGAAGAUGGAUCUCACAUUUAUCUCUUCUUCAGUCCUCUCAACACCGAAUCAUCUUAUCAUCAUCUUUUCACUUUACCAGAAUCUCUUUUGGGAUAGCAGUUUAUCCCAUUGCGAAGUAGACACCAGGGUUAAGGAAAAACAAUCCAAAAUU
Hibiscus syriacus is the source of this 412-nucleotide messenger RNA. RefSeq lists its product as uncharacterized. Gene Ontology annotation, molecular function: polyubiquitin modification-dependent protein binding; ubiquitin binding; proteasome binding. The transcript has a single exon. Gene Ontology annotation, biological process: proteasome-mediated ubiquitin-dependent protein catabolic process. The coding region runs from base 28 to 357 and encodes 109 amino acids. Gene Ontology annotation, cellular component: nucleoplasm; cytosol. The record is from RefSeq and is a predicted model, not a curated record. NCBI's taxonomy places the organism in Eukaryota, Viridiplantae, Streptophyta, Magnoliopsida, Malvales, Malvaceae.